AUAAUAAUGACCCAACUGCACGAAUGUGGUAAAUGUGGUAGCAAUAUAACUAAAAGGUUUCUAACGGAUUACGUGGUACAUGGUGCUGGUAUCUCAGUUGAAAAUGCAUUGUCAAGCUGGCUGGAAUUAACUAUUUGGCGCAAUAAGGAAGAACGCUCUAUGUGCUUUGAAGAUGGUGAAUAAAUAAGAAGACAAACAAAUGAGGGAGUAGAGUAACAUUUAUACCGUCAACGGAGACUUUUAGUAGUAUUGAUUUUCUCCACUCUUGAAAAUCGUAUCAGAGAAUUAGCUUUUUUAAAUGCUAGUAUCAACAUCACUUUGCGUGACAAACCGUAUAUAGAGUCUUACUUACUUUAACGACAGUAAACAAUCUAAAGACAAUUUUGGCACAGCAAAUUUCAUGCGGUACUAGAUUAGAAUAAAACGUAUGUUACCAAACUUACCAGCAUGAAGGGUAAUGCAAAAGAUCUUGGUAACAGCAUAGAAAUAUGAAUGAAGUGGAAUGACUCCUACUACGAGAAAUGGGAUGGUGGUACACAUUUGGCAGAGAUGCAAUCUAUGUUG
Brugia malayi is the source of this 564-nucleotide messenger RNA. The record is from the annotation of a RefSeq genome assembly. Lineage: Eukaryota; Metazoa; Nematoda; Chromadorea; Rhabditida; Onchocercidae.